Molecule: messenger RNA, 291 nt
Organism: Theileria equi strain WA
Lineage: Eukaryota; Apicomplexa; Aconoidasida; Piroplasmida; Theileriidae
Product: ubiquinol-cytochrome c reductase hinge, putative
Exons: 3
Coding region: 1-291 (96 amino acids)
Biological process (GO): mitochondrial electron transport, ubiquinol to cytochrome c
Source: RefSeq, a predicted model, not a curated record
AUGGCAUAUCCAUAUCGUCCUCAUUUUUUUUUAAAAUGCCCAGAUUAUAUACCUCCUACUAGUGAGGAAGAUGCACAAAUCGAUCCUCGCGUGAAGCUGGAGCCUGCAUGUAAUGAAAAGUGCAAAAAGUACACGAAAUUGUACGAUGAGUGCGUCGAGAGAGUUACAGAGUACAACAAGCACAACGCUGGCUCGUUAAGCGGACCCGGUCAUUGUUUGGGUCAACAUUAUGAUGUGGUAGAAUGCGUGGAUAAAUGCCUCGCGAAAGAUUUGUUUCGGCAUCUAAAAUAG